Molecule: messenger RNA, 7059 nt
Organism: Ictalurus punctatus (channel catfish)
Lineage: Eukaryota; Metazoa; Chordata; Actinopteri; Siluriformes; Ictaluridae
Gene: ptpn4a
Product: protein tyrosine phosphatase non-receptor type 4a
Exons: 27
Coding region: 604-3402 (932 amino acids)
Biological process (GO): protein dephosphorylation
Cellular component (GO): cytoskeleton; cytoplasm; cytoplasmic side of plasma membrane
Molecular function (GO): cytoskeletal protein binding; protein tyrosine phosphatase activity
Source: RefSeq, a predicted model, not a curated record
GCGCGCUCGCGCCACAGCGGCAGGCUGAGGAAAAGCCUCUGAUCACAUUCAAUGCUCGUGAAGUGAGAAGCUCCGCUAGUACCGAGCGCACGCGCUUCUUACUCCGUAAUUACCGUGCCUGUCUCGGAUGGUGCACUCGAGUCCAUCAGCGGAUGGUGUUGUGUGUUUAUUUUCUUUUCCCCCGCGGUGCCGUGUGUGGAUUAUUCCCCAUUUCCCGGAGCGGACACCGAGCAGUGGAGGCCCCGCGGUGUGAGUGAGCGCGAGAGAGAGAGAGAGAGAGAGAGAGAGAGAGAGAGUGUGUGUGUGUGUGUGUGUGUGUGUGUGUGUGUGUGUGUGUGUGUGUGUGUGUGAGAGAGAGAGAGAGAGAGAGAGAGAGAGAGAGAGAAAGUCCGUGAACCCGCGCUGCCUUCGGGCCAGAAUAGCGAUGAGGUUCCCUCCUCGGUCUGCGCCGCGGCUCAUCUGACGCUGGCAGUCCCAGUUUCCUCGCCCACUGGGGGUUAUUUCUCCGCGCGCGCGCGCGUGUUUCUCGUCUCCUAGAGACACUGCAUUUCCUCAAAGCUGGACACCUCUGGAGCGGUGUAUGACGACUCUGGCUGGAGCGUAAUGAGCUCACGCUUCCGGUUGCCUGCUGGCAGAUCCUACAAUGUCCGGGCGUCGGAGCUGGCACGUGACAGGCAGCACACCGAAGUGCUCUGCAACGUCGUUCUGUUGGACAACACCGUCCAGCCUUUUAAGGUUAACAAGCACGAUCAAGGACAGGUCCUGCUGGACGCAGUUUUUAAGCACCUGGAGCUGACCGAGAGAGAUUAUUUCGGGCUGUACCUGGCCGACGAGUCCUCCGACAGUCCGAGGUGGCUGGAUCCAAACAAACCCAUCAGGAAGCAAUUAAAAAGGGGAUCUCCUCAUCAUCUGAACUUCCGGGUGAAGUUUUUUGUGAGUGACCCCAACAAACUUCAGGAAGAGUACACACGGUACCAGUAUUUUUUGCAGAUCAAGCAGGACAUACUUAGUGGGAGACUGCCCUGUCCGCACAACACUGCCGCACUACUGGCGUCCUACGCUGUUCAGUCUGAGCUAGGGGACUACAGGGAGGCGGAGAACCCACCCAGCUACCUUUCUGAGUUCUGCUUUAUCUCCAACCAGCCGCAGGGCUUUGAGAAAGAAGUGGCCAAGCAUCACCAGCAGCACAGCGGACUAAGCCCGGCCGAGUCCGAGUUCAAUUACCUAAACACCGCUCGCACGCUGGAGCUCUACGGAGUGGAGCUGCACUAUGCAAGGGAUCAAAGCAACACGGACAUUUUCAUCGGGGUCAUGUCGUCUGGAAUAGGCAUUUUCAAGAGCAGGGUACGAAUCAACUACUUUCCGUGGCUGAAAAUUGUGAAAAUCUCAUUUAAAUGCAAACAGUUUUUCAUCCAGCUGCGAAAGGAAGCGAACGAGACACGAGACACGUUACUUGGCUUCAACAUGGUAAACUACAGAUCCUGCAAGAACCUCUGGAAGACGUGCGUGGAGCAUCACACUUUUUUUCGGCUGGACCAGCCCGUACCUCCUCAGAAGAACUUCUUCUCGCACUACUUCAGCUUAGGAUCAAAGUUCCGCUACUCCGGAAGGACAGAAACACAGUCUGUACAGUACGGCAAGGAGAAGGGAAUCAAGGACAGGGUGUUUGCCAGAUCUCCCAGCAAGCCUCUGGCUAGGAAGUUGAUGGGUGUGACCGACUGGGAGGCAGUGAGCAGGAACUCUGUGUCUGAGGAGAGGCUGGAGACCAGGAGCCUACCCACCCGGUCUCCUCCUGGGACCCCCAACCAUAGGAAUUCUCUAUUUGUGCAAGAGGGGCCCCGGCAGCGGCCAUCAUCCAUGGGACAUUUAGUGGAGCAUGUGAUUCAUGCUUCGCCCAGCCUGCCUGCUUUCACCAACCACAAAUCAGCCUCAUCCACACAAGCCAACAGCAUCAGCCUCGACUCCACACCCUCUCCAGAAGGUGUAGAUGGGCCACCCCCAGCACUGCCACCCAAGCAGUCCAGGAAGAACCUGAGUCAGAACCUGAGUCAGCUCAUCCUCUCUCACUCUCAGCAGGAUCUCGACAACCAUGUGAACGAGAUGUACGAUAUCCCAGUGGCAACAGACAAGAUCAUGGUCAAUGGAGUUGUUCCUCAUGAUAAUCUUGUUCUGAUCAAGAUGAAGCCCGAUGAAAAUGGCAGAUUUGGAUUCAAUGUUACGGGGGGCUCUGAUCAGAAGAUGCCAGUUAUUGUGUCUCGGGUGGCUCCAGGAACAUCAGCUGAUCUGUGUGUUCCCCGACUGAACGAGGGUGAUCAGGUCGUUCUGAUAAACGGCCGUGAUAUUUCCGAGCAUACUCACGACCAGGUGGUCAUGUUCAUCAAGGCAAGCUGUGAAAGCCACUCAGGGGAGCUCAUCCUGCUGGUCAGGCCCAAUGCAAUCUAUGAUAUGGUGGAGGAUAAGAUGGAGAUGGAGCCUGAUUUCCAGUACAUCCCAGCCAAAUCACCCUCAGACCCAUCAGAGCUGGAUCAGAAUGCCUGGAGAGACUCCAUGCAGCAGCUGAAUGAAGGCCUGAGCAGUGGAGCUCUGCUUGCUCAGUUUGACCAACUCUACCGUAAAAGGCCUGGUAUGACCAUGUCAUGUGCCAAGUUACCACAGAACAUCCCCAAAAACCGCUACAGAGACAUCUCGCCUUACGAUGCCACACGCGUCAUAUUGAAAGGCACAGAUGAUUAUAUCAACGCAAAUUACAUCAAUAUGGAAAUUCCAGCUUCCAGUAUUAUCAAUCGAUAUAUCGCCUGCCAAGGGCCCUUGCCCAAUACAUGCACUGACUUCUGGCAGAUGACAUGGGAGCAGGGCUCUUCCUUGGUGGUCAUGCUCACCACUCAAGUGGAGAGAGGCCGGGUGAAAUGUCAUCAGUACUGGCCCAGUCCCUCAGGUAGUGCCACCUACGGUGGUUUCCAUGUGUCCUGUCAAACUGAGGAGGGAAACUCUGCGUUCUUGGUUCGAGACAUGACCCUCACUCAUGAAGAGACGGAGGAAAGCAGGGAACUGACUCAGAUCCAGUAUUUGGCCUGGCCUGACCACGGCGUGCCUGAUGACUCUACUGACUUCCUGGACUUUGUUGCACUGGUGCGGAGUAAAAGAGCAAGAAAAGACGAGCCGGUGGUUGUCCACUGCAGCGCUGGGAUUGGCCGGACGGGAGUGCUCAUCACCAUGGAGACAGCAAUGUGUCUAAUGGAGUGCAGUCAGCCUGUGUAUCCGUUGGACAUCGUGAGAACCAUGAGGGACCAGCGGGCCAUGAUGAUCCAGACCCCUAGCCAGUUCAAGUUUGUGUGUGAGGCCAUUCUGAAGGUGUACGCGGAGAGCCUGGCCAUGCCACCCAAGCCCACGCUGUACAACUAACUGGGCAGUCACCAAGCUUCACCGGCGGAUCCCCAGAAAUAGCACCACUGCAGGGCCUUGAAGAAGUGUGCUGAAUAAAACGCUGGUUUAUCACACAAGGGUCUCAGGUUGUGCAAUUUUGUUUUCUUUCUUUUUUUUUAAAUUAUUAUUUCUUUUUUGUUUUUUUUUAACGUGUGAUAUUUAUCUCAGCAUGUUACAGGAAGAAAAGAAAAAAAGUAUUCGAUUCGGACAGUUAUGUUUGUGGACGUUCUGCUGUCACACGGUGCUUUAAUGCUUUGUAGAGCACGAGAGAUAAAUCACCACGCUUUUAGGUCACAUUCAGAGUGUGAGAUCAUUUUAGAUAAAGCACACUUUUUCAAAGCGCUGUGAAGACCCAGAGUGGACGCAUUGGAAGAAAAUCAUUCUUGAGCCAGGAUCAUACAUAGGACAUUUUUUAAAAAAAACAAAGCACUAUUGCACUUUACACUGGCAACUGAACAAUUUGCCAAGCUUCAUGAAAAUGGGGGAGAAAAGGAAAAGAAAAAAAAAAUGUAAUAAACGCUGGUACUCGUAGAGAAUUUGAGUGUUCAAGGUUUAUAUAUGUUGUUGAUGAAAAAUUUGAGAUUGCUGUGGAGCCAUAUGUAAGUACAAAAGGGCAGGCCCAUGAGUGUGUGUUUCUUUAUAUAUAUAUAUAUAUAUAUAUAUAUAUAUAUAUAUAUAUAUAUAUAUAUAUAUAUAUAUAUAUAUAUAUACACACACACACACAUAAUUGUGCUUACCUUGCUGAUCCAAAUUAUCCACACAAUGCAUUUGUCUUUUAAUAGUGAUAUUUACCAUGUUUUAGUUUCACUCUCCCACCCUGUCCAGUCAACAAAAAUGAAUUCAUGCUCCUGAUGAGGACAAUGGCUUGUUAUCUGAAAUCACAUGCCCCCCCCCCCCCCCCCCCAUUUUUUCUUUCAGCAUAGGUAAUGAGUGCUUUUUAUUUAUUAGCAUCCUUGAUUUUAUUGAAAUCCACCCAGUUGCCAGGAAACCUAGAGCACUUUGUUUCGUGAUACAAACCUGCAGCUUGUUAUCCUCCUCCUCUCUGUAAUCCUAAGCGACUGUGCUUGCCAUUUGCAACUCUCCUCUCGAAUCCGAUGGUGCAUCUGGACAGGGGUCAUGUCUCGUUUAGUACACAUCACUCAUAUGUUUUAAAAUCUUAACACAUAAAGCUGUCUUAACAAGUGUAUAAAGACUACUGUUGGUCUGGAGAGUUUGUGUGUGUGUGUGUGUGUGUGUGUGUGUGUGUGUGUGUGUGGUUGUGUGGUGACAUGGGCAUGUAUGGCUGUUUCCAUUUGUGCCUCUUCAAGUUGCCUAAACAGUACAGCUAGCCGUGAUUACUGAUCUCAGAGCAGUAAGGACAAGACAGUCUCCGGUCAAGACUUAUAAAAAAAUUGGCUUGUUAUGGAUAAGCUUCUGUUGACUAUUAUUGUGGGACCCCUAACCAUGACUUUUCUCUUAUUUGAGAUGUGUAUCUAACCGUACUUUAAAAAGAAUGAUCACAGAUGCUCGUGAGGAGUUGCCAGAAAAUGUCCUCAAAAUAAGCUUUUAAGCCGAUGAAGAGUUUAUGCUCCAUGAAAGGUUCAGUGGACUUUCUGCUUAAUGCUGAUUUUUAGACGCGUUUUAGAUUCGGGAAACAAAAAUUCUGUGUACAUACAAGUGUGCCUCGAUGCGUUAAAUGCUAGAUCAAAGGUCAAACAAGCGCAGAGGUACAGGAAAUGUCUGUGUGGUAAACAGACCACAUUGUGCACAUACGCGUAUUAGUGCGUAAACAGGAUGAAAUAAACUGUGUGUGUGUGGUGCACUUGUUCAUGAGAGGUGUAUCAGUGGCUGGUCUGAUCACUUCCUGUCUGAAGCUGUGAGGUCACAUGUUGCCGUGUGCUGAUAUCGUGACUCAGUGGAUGGCGCUCUAGUGCAUAUGCAACACAGCAUCUGACUCCAUACGUGGCCACAGCGGAGAGAUCAGUGUGAUCGUGACUACCCAACACUGCACUCACAAACACGGGGAGAGAAUGAGUGUGACCGUGUGUGUGUGUGUGUGUGUGUGUGAACAGACUCUGCUCUGUUAACGCUGCAUUUCCACGCAAUGUGCAGCUUGUGAAGAAUCUGUCUGCUUUGUUUUCUCUGUGUGUGUGUGUGUGUGUGUGUGUGUGUGUGUGUGUGUGUGUGUGUGUGUGUGUGUGUGUGUGUGUGCGUGUGUGCGUGUGUGCGUGUGUGCGUGUGUGCGUGCGUGCGUGCGUGCGUGCGUGCGUGCGUGCGCGCGCGCUGUGUUCAGGUCUUAUUGAGUCUAGCCUUAGGCAUUCAACUGAAUUAGCACAGUGUCUGGUUCAGGAUUGGCACGUGACCUUUAUGGUCCAGUGUCUCUCCUGUUUCCUCAGCCUUCCUGAGACUUCCUCUUUCAGACAGAAUAUGCUUUAUACAUGAACAGUCUGUUUUCUGUGUUUUACCUGUUAAACGAGCCCAUGUCCCACCGGUCAAGUCAUACCACAGGUGUGCACCCGGACUAGGAGGGACCCAACAGAAAAAUAGCAGGAGUUGCCGGACAAAGAAAGACCGCGUUUAUUAGAUCACGCAGGGUGGGAUUGAAACCUUCUGCAGCGUUGAGCAGGAUUAAUCAGACUUGCUGUGUAAGUAAGUGGGAUUGGUAAAACUCUGUGCGGGAUCUGGCGGGAUUGGUCAAACUUUAUCUGGGAGCGGAUGGGCUUGAUCAGACCUUCUGUGGGACCGAGCAGGAUUAGUCAAACCCUCUGACUGAACGGGCAGAAUUGGUGAAACUUUCUGCAGAAGCCAGAGGGAUUAGUUAAGAUUUCUACAAGUGAGAUUGAUAAAACCUUCUGUGGGAGGGGGUGGGAUUGAAUAAACAGUUCUGCAUUAGUGGGCAGGAUUGGUCUAACGUUCUUGAGCAGUGGGAAGGAUUGAUAAAGCUUUCUGCGAGAGUGGGAGGGAUUGGUCAAAUUUUUUGUGAGAGUGUGAGGGAUCAGUCAAACUUUCUGCAUUAGUGGGUGGGAUUGAUCAGACUUUCUGUAGUCGCAGGUGGGAUUGAAAAAGCUAUUUGUGGGAGCCGGCAGGAUUGGUAAAACUUUCUGUGAAUGGGAGCAGUUUUUUAAAACUAGUCCCUUGCACACCUCUGGUUCACUUGCCCGGUUCAGGAUGCUGCAUCUCAAUCUGUUUCUUUGAACUCCCCACUAUCUCUGCUUUGCAUUUGUCCACUUUGUUUGUAUGUAUAGUAUGAAAUGGUCAUGUUUGGAAGCAGGUUUCAGGACCAAUUGCUAUGCUGUUGUUGAAUGUCCAGUUAGAAACAAACCCAGCAAAUGAUUCAGGUUUUGGUGUAGAUUUUUUUUUUUUUUUCAGAAAUAAAUAAAUAUAUAUCUAUAUAUAUAUACAUGAAUAAAUCUCUCGCGCCUUGCUGAAAAGGACAGCACUUUUUAACAGAGAGGGUCAUAGAAGCUACUAAAUACACAAUUUAACAUUUCUAAAGAUGUUGACAUUUAUAUUUAUCUUUUUUUUUUUUCCUCCUAAGUACCCCUGCAAAAAAAAAGUCGUUAACUUGUGCCACUUGUUUUAUUCUGUAAAUAGUCUACAGUGUGAAUAUGAUGUAUAUUAAAAAUGUUUAAAUAAAAGAGAGAAUGUGUGACAUUA